AUGGGCCUUCUUUUUACGAAGUCAAUUCCAUCUUUAGAAUAAAGUUCCUUCUCUACGCCUUUUCUCACUUAUUUGCAAUUUAAUAUUACUAUAUGAAAUCUGUAGGUCUACUGCAUCUGCUAGAUCUGCAAUUCUUGAAGUUACGAGUUUAAAGUUGGAGUUUUCAGUAAGUAAAAUAAACCCAAAUCAUGGAAAUUGUAGGGGAAUUGCAGAAACAGUUUACGGAGUUCAUUUCAGCUUUAUACCGUGAGGGCUUCUUGGAUGAUCAGUUUCUUCAACUUCAGAAACUGCAAGAUGAGAGCAACCCAGAUUUUGUAUUUGAAGUAGUGUCACUUUUCUUUGAAGAUUCAGAAAAACUUAUCAACAAUCUGGCAGCAGCUCUUCAACAACAGGUUGUGGAUUUUAAGCAAGUUGAUUGUCAUGUCCAUCAGUUCAAGGGUAGCAGUUCUAGCAUAGGUGCACAAAGAGUAAAGAACGCUUGUAUGUCUUUCAAAACCUUCUGUGAAGGGAAAAACAUUGAAGGAUGUGUGCAAUGUCUGCAGCACGUGAAACAUGAAUACUUUCUUGUGAAGAACAAACUUGAAACCUUGUUAAGGCUGGAGCAGCAAAUCUUGGCGGCUGGUGGUAGGAUUCCUGACCUGCAUAGGUGCUAAUGAUUUGACCACCACAUACCUGGGACAAAGAUAGUAGAGGGGAACAUUAUCAUUGCAAAUGAAUUUCAAGAUUUUGUGAGCUACUUUAAUUGCUGGAUUCUAAUAGUUGUAGUCUUGUAGAUGCAAAGAAUUUUAUGUGAAUAACAGAUUUCCCAUAUUGUGACAUCAAAAUUCCUUUCGACUUUAAGGUGUUGAGCUAUCUAUUGUGUUCUAGCUGACGAACACUUUUCUCCUUCAAUGUUUAUCGCAAUUCACUCGGUAAAAGCUUCAGCCAUUAUUGAGUACUAGAACUUGAGGUGUUCAUAUUGUAAUGACAAAGUUGAUGCACAUGGGAGUAGUUGUUUUACUGAUCUGAAACUUUUCAUUCAACUUAUUCUUUUAAUUGAAAUUGAGAUUUUUGCC
Molecule: messenger RNA, 1055 nt
Organism: Lycium barbarum (goji berry)
Lineage: Eukaryota; Viridiplantae; Streptophyta; Magnoliopsida; Solanales; Solanaceae
Product: histidine-containing phosphotransfer protein 1-like
Exons: 6
Coding region: 189-653 (154 amino acids)
Biological process (GO): phosphorylation; phosphorelay signal transduction system; cytokinin-activated signaling pathway
Cellular component (GO): nucleus; cytoplasm
Molecular function (GO): histidine phosphotransfer kinase activity; protein histidine kinase binding
Source: RefSeq, a predicted model, not a curated record